AACUGCUCAUCGGAAGACACCUGCUCACGAGCAACAGCCUCGAGGUCAGGGGGAGGCGCCACACUGGAUUCCUCCUGGGAACCGCUUGAGAAAGGAGGAUCUGGCACUGACUCUGAAGCCUUCCCCCACAGGUUCUCUGCCUCAGCUGGGGGCGGUGAGCCCGGCUCCUUGGGAAGGGCAUUACUCAUGGGAACUGGCUGAAGAGCUGGCUGCUCCCCUCCCGCUCGUUCCUGUUCAGACACAACAAUCUCCAGCUCUGCCUCUUCUGACUGCAUCAAGGAUGUGGUUCCUCAUAAUCCUGGCAAGUUUGGUCCAAGGCCUUGUAACUUCAGAAACACUUGCGAGAAGGAAAAGAUAUGUGAAUCCAGAAACUACUAUGAAUAUUAGUGAAAUUAUUUCCUUCAGAGGAUAUCCCAGUGAGGAAUAUGAAGUGGUGACAGAUGAUGGGUACAUCCUGAGUAUUAACAGGAUCCCUCAUGGGAAAAUAAGUCAGGGGAGCAAGGAUCCCAAGCCAGCAGUGUUUCUGCAGCAUGGCUUGCUUGCCGAAGGCAGUAACUGGGUGUCAAAUCUGGACUAUAACAGCCUGGGCUUUAUGCUGGCCGAUGCUGGCUAUGAUGUUUGGCUAGGAAACAGCAGAGGUAACACUUGGUCCAGCAAACACAUAAAGUAUACAGUGAAACAAGCUGAAUUCUGGCUAUUCAGUUAUGAUGAAAUGGCUAAAUACGACCUUCCAGCUUCAAUAAACUUUAUCCUGAAGAAAACCAAACAGGAACAAAUAUUUUAUGUUGGCCAUUCCCAGGGCACCAGUGUGGCAUUCAUUGCAUUUUCAACCAUGCCACAGCUAGCUAAGAAGAUAAAAAUGUAUUUUGGAUUGGCACCUGCAACCACCGUAACAUUUUCAUCUAGCCCAAUGGUUAAGCUUGGAAUGAUUCCUGAACUGCUGCUCAAAGAAAUCUUUGGAACGAAGCAGUUUUUUCCCCAGAACAAAAUUGUGAGAUGGCUUGCUACUCACGUGUGUGACCAUUCCUUACUUGAUGAACUUUGUGGCAAUGUGUUCUUCCUACUUUGUGGAUUUAAUGAGAAAAACCUAAAUAUGAGUCGAGUAGAUGUAUAUUCAACACACUGCCCGGCUGGAACAUCUGUCCAGAAUAUCCUUCACUGGCGUCAGACUCUGAAGUCUGGGCAGUUCAGAGCCUUUGACUGGGGCAGCAAGAAAGAAAAUAUGGCUCACUACAACCAAACAACACCACCUUUGUACAACAUAAAACAGAUGACUGUACCAACAGCAAUCUGGACUGGUGGUCAUGACUGGCUUGCAGACCCAAAGGAUGUUGCCUUGUUGCUGACUCAAGUCCCAAACUUAGUUUACCACAAAAAUAUUCCUGAAUGGGAACAUCUGGAUUUCAUCUGGGGCCUCGAUGCCCCACAGCGCAUGUACAAAGAGAUAAUUCAUCUGAUGAAGAAAUACCAGUAAGGUUGUGUUACCAUAGGAGCUGUGAUCCCAAAGUAUUUCUUCAAGAAACCAAGACAGUCAUGCUUGUUUAAAAACAAAUCACUAUGAAAAGAAAUUCCUACAUUCUUAAAUACAUACAGUAAUACAUACAGUAUUAAACUGUAUGGGCAGUUUAGUAAUACCUUUUUGCACUGCUUACAAGUAUUUAAAUCCAUCUUUAAUUGAGGUGUUGAAAUGCAACUUAAGCGGUGGUCUCAUCACGAUAGUCCUGAGGAAAGGAAAUGCCUUGCCACUAAGUUUACACAGUAAUGAAUAUCUGAAAGUAAAAUUGAUCUCCCCAAACUUUGUUAUGGGGGAUGGGGUGGAAACAAGAUCUGAUUAAAGCCUUGCUAACGUCUGAGAUGUUGACAAAAUGAGAGCCAGUUUUUCCAGAGCUUUUAAAAACAAGUUCUUGUCUUCACUCCACUACCCAACACAGAAUUUGGGAAGAUCAGCUCUACUUCCAUUCAGAAUGGGCUGGUCAUCUUGCAGACUUAUUUCCAAGUGUGCCUAGCAUUUAAACUUUCACUGGUGUUAUCAUAGUUUGAAUAUCUUGGCUGACUUUGCACAUUACAAGAAGAAAACAACACGCUCCAGAGGUUAAGUGUUCCCAGCAUGGGAUUCUUCUAGAACCCUCUUGAGUGUUGGUUGUUGUAGUCUGCUAUAUUCUGAAGUACGUUGCAUGGACUGCUCUGGAACAACUCAGGUACAAGUGUUUUAUAGCUGCACCCUUGUGAACAAAGCAGAAAAUCAUGUUGUAAAGCUGGUUAAGUUUUGGUAGACAACUCGUAUAUGGCCAGGAAUUAAAAUGCAUGCCUCAAAAUGUGUGGCAUUGCAGCACUGAAAAAAACAGUACAUAUGUCUCUUUCAAAUGGGAGCUGCAUGAAGGGCAGGCUUCUAGUUAUAGCUUUGGAAAUAGAUGAAAGUAUUAAAUCUUCCAACAUUAAUAUUUCUCGUAAGGCUUAAUGUGGAGCUAGAUGGGUUAAUGUUCUGACUUGGUGUCAUAUUACCAUCCUAAUAACUCAGACCCAAACACAUCUUGGGCCUUUUUCUGUAUCAAAGGAGUGUGAUGAGAAUAAACUGAGACGCAUUCAAAGUUGAGAUGAAAUGAAGGGAAAUAUUCAUGCUAACAUACAACAAACAACACUCUUUUUGUAGCUUCACAGGGCCAUACAAGUUGGUUUAAAGAAAAGUGUUCUCUUUUUUAAAAGCAAUGCUUACUUGGCAACUUACAUUCUGUUCUUUGAAGGUGCACUUGGUGUUCUGCAUUGAUGAAGUGAAUUGCAGCACAUUGAUUGGCUAACAAAGAUGCUUUAUCAAUUACAUUGUGCCUGUAGUCUUAUGCUUUUUUUAAAACUUCUGCAAAGUGAGAGUUGGAAAUCGGUAACUUAACUUGUAAUUCAUGAUGCUUGAAUAAAACUUUUUUUUAAUCUAAAAAAUA
Messenger RNA from Rhineura floridana, 2933 nucleotides. RefSeq names its product putative lysosomal acid lipase/cholesteryl ester hydrolase. The coding region runs from base 281 to 1474 and encodes 397 amino acids. The record is from RefSeq and is a predicted model, not a curated record. Lineage: Eukaryota; Metazoa; Chordata; Lepidosauria; Squamata; Rhineuridae. Gene Ontology annotation, molecular function: hydrolase activity, acting on ester bonds. The transcript has 10 exons.